UUUGUUGUUAUAGUAAAUUUGUAGGACGAGAAGGAAGAUCGUUUAGCUAGAAAAAUGGCAACAAAUGCCAGUGAAAUAGAAGGAACAAACCAAGAAGCGAAAAAUGAAGACACUGAGGGUAAUGAAGAGAAUGACGUCUUUGAGGUUGGCAAGAUACUGGGAACGACAACGACGGAAGACAAUGUUCAAAUGUUCCUGGUGAGGUGGCAAGGGUAUGGACCAGAAGAAGACACGUGGGAACCAAGAAAUAACCUUGUAUCCUGCGAGGACCUCAUUGAGGAGUUUUUAGAGAAGAAAAAGAUGAAACGGAAGAUGAUAUCCAAGGCACCGGGUAGACCAAAGAAAUCAAAACUGGCAAAGUUAAAGCAAGAUGCAUCUGCAAAUGAUGCAGCUUCUACUUCAGAAACCAACAUAGAAAAGCCUGAAAAAACAUCCACAGCCACCAGUAUUUUGAACUCACUAUCAGAAGAGAAACCAGUGAAAGACACAUUCUGGGAGGAUUUUGAUAAAGGCUUGAUUAGCUUUGGUGAUGAUAUGUAUUCCAAGGUGAAAGGUCGCCGUGCUACACUUGAGGCUAAAAAGAAGAAAGAAGAAGAAGCAUCAAAAAGCAAAGAGAAACCAGAGAAAAAAAGCAAAAUGAAACGAUUAAAAGCAAAACGAGAACGGAAAAUGCAUCGUAGCAAUAGUUUUACAGAUGGAAAGAAAACGAAGACCAGUCUAGCUAUGGAAGCUAUUGGGUCUCUAGAGAGCGCAACUCAGAUGACACUCACAAGAACUCUGGAUGCCUUCGAUCUUUGUCAGAACAAUGCCAACUUGUACAACUCACCAGUUCAUCAAACUAGAACCGAGGAGCUCACCAUCGCUUGCUUGGAACAAAAGCGCAGAAGUUCAAGUGAAACAUUACCUGCAACUCCAGACGACCUCAGCUCUGCGGAUGAAGAGCUGUCAUCCAGGAAUAAGUUUUCAGAAGAUUUUACCAGGGAAAAUAUGGACUCACAUUCAGUCAAAUCAAAGAACAUUAACAUAUCUAGUAAAGUGGACUUGCAUAUGGUGAAAGGUUUAGAAAAUGAGCACUUUAAUAUCACACAAGUUGAUAGUGAACGAUCCCAAGACACCACAUCAUUAAACUCAUUUGAUCAAGAAAGCAGUUUGUCUGGAGAGGAGACUGAAACUGACCCCGAAUUGAAUUUGCGGAUCUCUACACAUCCUCAGGCUGUCACUCCAGAAAAGCUAGGGUUUUCAGGUCAUAUGACCACCUCUGACGAAUCACAAUCUGUAACAACAACAUUUGUAGCAACACAGUCAUCUGUUUUGCAGGCUUUAACGCCAACAUCUAUACCACCAACUCCUCUACCAUUACCACUAUCUGUAGCACCACCGAAAUCGGUAGCAUUUCUACAAUCUGUAUCAUCACCACAAUCUGUAGCAGCACCAUCUGUAGAAAAUCAAUCUGUAGUGUCACCAUCUGUAGCAUCAACAUUAAUGGUCCCACAAUCUAGGGUAUCAUUGGAACCAAAUGGAAGGAAAUUAGAUGUAGGAAGUAAUGACAGUAGCGGAAGAGUUUAUCACAACACUCAUGAAAACUCAACCAUAUCAAGCAAUUGUUCCAUAAUUACCUCAGAAAAUAGUGAAAGAGAAAGAGGAGUAUUCAUUUCAAGUUUUGAGAAGAAUGUAAUCCCUCUCGAGAAAUUAUCUGUUCAAAAACAAUCACAGAAUCAGAAAUAUGGCCAGGGAUCAGAUUUGACAAAUGAUUCAACAAUGACAAAUGAUAUGCCAGCACAGAAAGAAAAAUCUUCCCUCAAGAUUUACUAUGAAGAAAACCUUAAUCUAAAAGGAAGUGAAAAAUCUGCAAGUGAAAAUUUUAAACUCAAACCUGAUACUCAGCUCAGUAAAAACACAGAUGAAAAUUCAUUUUGGACUAUGUUCUCUGACAACUUGUUGGGGACACCAGAGAUAGACACAGACAGGAUUAAUCAGAAAGAAAAGAAUUCCAGCUCAAACACCACUAUAUCUGAAAAACUAUCUAAAAAGGAUGAUAAAUUACGUUCAAACAACCAACUUGUAUUUAAUUUGUCAAAGCUUAAAAAUAGUACCGACAUUGUUUCAAAUUCAAGUAAUGAGAGAAAAGUUAAUUCCUCAGAUGACAACCGGAAUCAUCAGAUUGAGGAUAAAGAGCAACUGGAUAACAGGUUGGAUGUUCCAGCUCUGAUUGGAACGAAUAAGUUGGCAUCUACAGAGAGCAAAAGAAACAUGGAAAGGAUUCCUGCCAAUAGUGGAUCUCAGAAGUCACAAGUUGAGGAUAAUCCUGAUGAACCAUCAACUGAACAAGAUGAGAAUAAACCUAGUGGAGAAAUAGAGAACAUAGAUACGAACGGACGAAAACAACACCAUUCCGUUAGCAAUGAUUCCCAGAAAAAUGCACAUAAAGAAGAAAACAAAAAAGAUACAUCUAUUACGGUUGUUGGUGAUUUAUAUAAUAAACAAAAAACCGAGGAAUCUAACCAAGGGUUAGUUGAAAUGCCAAAUACUGGUCGUAAAUUUACUGCUCAGAUGAAACUAAGUGCUAAGGAUCAGCCUCAAAAAGUUAAGCCAAACAAAUUGGAAAGACGAAGUUUUGAAGAUUCAUUUGAGUUGGAUUUAGAUGAUUAUGUAGAACAGAAUGUGACCUCAAUAGAUACCUUUUCCAGCACUCACAUAUCUCCAGUGGCCUUCAGAGAAGCAGUUAUCAAUGGCAACCACAGGGUGGUUGAGCAAGCUCUGCGUUUCUCAGAGCACCUCGAUCUAGAGAUGUUGGAUGAAAGCUGCAAGACACUUUUGAUGUAUGCUGUCGAGGGUCGACAUGAAGGCAUCGUCAGGUUACUGUUGAUUAACAGGGCAGCUGUUAACAGGCAAGAUAAAGAUGGAAUGACUGCUAUUAUGUAUGCAGCAGAACAGGGUUUCUAUAACAUAGUUGCGAUUUUGAUUGAAGCCGGAGCAUACAUCAACCUCAAACAGUCAUCAUCAUCAGGAGAAACAGCCUUAAUUAAGGCAUGUAAGAAAGGAUUUAAAUCAGUAGCUGAGCUGUUGCUGCUAAAUGGGGCAGACUGGACCGUUGUCACAGGAACUAACUCAGCAACAGGAUGCCCGAUCCUUAACAACAAUCAUAAUGUUCAAGAUGUCAUUAAGCAGCAUGUUGACAGAUUAUCCAAAAGUGUACAACAGACUAUGAAUGACUACUUAAAGGGGAUUGCUACGAUUCAGACGCUUGUACUGCCUCUGCAGAUCAUCAGACCUCGUGAAGCGACCGAGAAUACACUCUACCUCAAAUUCAACCCCAGUUACUAUAUCUACAAACAUGACUGUGGAAUUCUUCUGUUUCUCAUCCAUGCAAAGUUCAAUGCGUACAGUGUUAAUUGCCGUCUGGAAGGUGCAUGCCUCGUUCGAGAGGUCCUCAUGAAUGGCAUACCUCUUCCAUCUCUUAUGCCAAAUAAUAAUUUCAUUAUGUCAUUCCUGCCAAUUGAAGGACGCAAUAAGAUUCAGAUCCAUACUCUAAGUGCUCCUCAUACUAACGAUCGGCUGCUUGUUUGUGCCUACUCAGCUCAAGUACUAAACCAAACACCAAAUACUGUUAUACCAACAUAAUAUGAUAUGAUCUAGUUAUAAAUACAAUCAUCAAAGACCAUCAAAGCCAAUCACCUCAAGAUGCAAGACCAUCAAAGGCAACCAUCCUUUAUCUGCAAGACCAUCAAAGGCAACCAUCCUUUACCUGCAAGACCACCAAAGGCAACUGUAUAGCUGUAAGGUUGUGUAAGGCAACUGCCAAUUAGCUGCAUUAUAGUCAACCGCCCUCUAGCUGCAAGUUCAUCAAAUGCAACCAUCCUCUAUUUUGCAAGGUUCUCAAACUUAACUGCCCUCUAGCUUCAAGAAAGAUAAUUCAGGUAAACUACAUGCUAGGAAGAUCAAAUUUAUGGCAACUGCCCUCAAGCUGCAAGUAUGAGCAUUAAAGCUGUCACUUAGCUACAAGUAUAAUUUUCAAAGCAAGUAGUAAGAUCACACAUAAGGCAACUGUCCUCUUGCUACAAGUAUGAUUAUAAAGGCAACGGCCCUCUAGCUGCAAAAAGCUGCAUUGAGGAGGCUGUCCUCUACCUGCAAGUAAGAUGAUUAUGGCAACCACUCUCUAGCUGCAAGUAAGAUCAUCAAGGCAGUGGCCCUCUAGCUGCAAAAAUAUUAAGGCCACUACUGCCUUCUAGCUGCAUUAAGUCAAAUGCUCUCAAACUACAAGUAUUAGACAGUGUGUGAGAAAACUGUAAUAUUCUAUAUUUACCUAGAAAAGAAAAAAUAAUACUAGGCAGGUGCCUGGUUCUUAUAUUCAUCACUGAAAAUAAUGAUAUAAAUAAAUAUAAAACUAAGGUUGAAUCAUCUUUAAUCAGAUGCUCACAAUAUUUUCAUAGUAAUGCUAGUCUAGUAAUAGAAUUAAUGUUAGAUGGAGUAAAAGGUCUGUUAGACGUUUUCAUGUAAUUAAAAUGAGAUUAUGCAUACUGUUAAUACUUCUUUAAAAGGAGAAGUUCAUGUAGGGAGAAUAUAGAUUUUUCCCCUGAUUCCUAUUGCAUUAUUCAGUGAUAAGUUUGUCUUCUAUUACAGUAGCUGUAAACCUAUUGAUUAAACAAAAAAUAGGAGCUGAUAUCCUAGACAGCCAUGGGAUAUUAAUAAUGUCAUGGUUAUCAAUAACAACAGUAGAGGGGUAUUAAGUAACAGUAGGAGUGGUAUUGUCCUUUAAUGUUUUAAAUAUAUUUUAUAUAUUCAGUGAUGGAAAUAACAUAAAAACAGGUUAAAUGUCACAAAAUUCAUUGAGUUAUGUACGUGUCACAAGACAUCUGUAAAAUUCCACCAUUAUUGUUGAUAAUAGUCUCAUGUGAUUUUAAUGAAUUAACUGCCAUUGAUUUUAGCUUGCUGCAUAAGAAAAAAUAUAAUUAAAUGAAUUUUGUUUUUGUUGGAAUUCUAAAAUUCUAAUAAAAUGUAUGAUUGAUUAUUCAAUAAAAUUGAUAUUGUAUUCUGUACAAAUGAUGCUAAUUAAGGAAUUCUGAUUUUGUAGCAAGUGUAUAUAACAUAAAACACAAAAAAAUAAAACCCAUUAUUUUGUAAUGGUUUACAUCCCUAAAAAUCCAUGCUGCAAAUGGUGCUAUUCAUGUGAUGAAUAUUCAUUAAUACUCAAAAUUAUCAUUAAUAUUCAUGAGUUGUGUGUACAGUAUUAACUAUUAAUGUUCAUGACCAGGCCAAUUUAUACUGUUGAAAAAUUUCCAGGCUCCAGUUUGUAUUCCAGAUUUAUAUGUUUGUGGAAGUCGAGUAGUAGAAGUAAUCCAAAUCAGUUUACAUAUGAAAAAACUUCUAAAAAAUGAUGCAGUUUGGAUUAAUUAUGUACUUAUCAAGUGUUAAUGAAUGAUUGUAACAUACAUAGAGUAUUCAUUAUUAUAUAGCUUACAACUCCUUAAAAAUACAGUACUUAGAAAUUGUGAUAAAUUUAUAUGUUUCUAGUGGUUUGUAUAAUAAUUAUAUUCAUUGUAUGGUAAUAUGUUUGAGCUUUAAAAGUCAGGUUGAUCUCACUGUACACAAUGCUCAUUUGUGAAGCAUCCCCCCCCCCCCACUUGCUGUGUUAUGUAGCUGAAGGGCUUUUACACUGAAUGUAGCUUAUAAAAUGUAAAGAAUUGUUGAAUGAGGCAGUCACAGUCCCAUAAUGAACUAUGCAUGCGAUCAGUAAUUUUAACCCUCAGCGUGAUUGUCUAGACUAAGGGAUCUGCAAGUAAGCCCUUUCGCUUUUUCACAUGUGCUUAAUUAUAUCAAAACAAAUCAUAUGGUAUAUUGUACGUAGUUUAUUUAAAGAGUAGGUGAGUAGGUAGCAAUUCUUAAAGAGUGUUUGUAUCAUCAGUCAAUCAUUCCUGUUUUGGCUUGCAUUCUACUGACGCUUAGAGACAAAGGAAAAAGGAGGGGGGCCAAAGGGGGGUCCGUGAUCGAGAUAACACUACCUUACUACUAGGAGGUGGGGGUGUGGGCGCGAACUUUGUGGUUUUUAGAUGCCUGAAAAUAACCUCUGAGGCGUUUAGGGCAAUCAAUUAUUUUCUUUUUCUUUAAUUCUUUUACUUUUUUUCUAAACUUUCCAAGGGGGGAGGGGGUGCGGGUCCAGCCCUGGCAUAGGCCCUUAAUGAAUUCCUGUUACAUCCCACUCCCCAUCUCCUUGGUCCUUCCACAUUUUCUUUUCAUGUUCUUAACUAAAUCUCUAUGGCCUGCAACUUCUCUCGUGUAAUUAACAAGAGGUGAUGUCAUUACACCAUGUGCAACCCAUCGUCAUCUUGCCAGCUGUACAAGCCAAGGGGAUGAAAACAAAAUUAAUGCGGGUUCACAAAAUCUAAUUGUAAAAUUAAUUCCAUGUUACUGAUUCGAAUUGUAUACAUUAGAGAAAAUGAAUUUUUUUGCAGAGCAAAACUGUUUUCAAAGAUAGUAGAUAUUGAUUAUUACGAUAUGCUUACAAUAUCGAUAAUAUCACAAUUGAUAUUAUUUGAUUGCAAGAUUGUAGAUAUAAAAUACAGUAUAUAUGUUGUUCAAAUUACUAUAUUCUAUUUGAUUCACAGGAAAUAUUUUUAGUAGCCUAUUUUAAAUAAAUGAUUUUAUUAAAAUAUCUACAUAGUACAGUAUGUAAUUUUAGUGAAACACUAAAUGCUAUGUUGCUGUAAUAAGUUGAGUUUUGCAAAGUAAUUAUCAAAACUAAUUUGCGUAACUGACCACCUGGUAUGCGAUGGAUUGCCUCUUACCAAUUGCUGACUUUGAAUUAAUGUACUCUUAAAUCCCAUAAUACUCACAUUGAAUUAAAUAAUGUAGUUGUAGAUAUUUUAUAUAUUUCAGCUAAGGGAAUGUUUUGGUAUUUUUUUAACAUUUAUUGGAUUACGUUGUUGUUAGAAUGGUUUUUGCCACUUUUAGAAAUUAUUUUUUAAUGAAAUUUAUACUUCAUACGUAGGUUUGAUUUUUUUUUGCAGUUUAAUACUUUCUAUAACAUUUCUGUGCAAUUCGUUAGCAAUGUGUUAAACCGGGCAUACAUGAUCAGAUUUAAUAUUUGUUCAUUGUUUGACAAAAUAAAAAAGUAAUUUUCUGCA
This is a messenger RNA of Anneissia japonica, 7121 nucleotides long. RefSeq names its product M-phase phosphoprotein 8-like. The transcript has 13 exons. The record is from RefSeq and is a predicted model, not a curated record. Gene Ontology annotation, molecular function: protein binding. Gene Ontology annotation, cellular component: cytoplasm; nucleus. NCBI's taxonomy places the organism in Eukaryota, Metazoa, Echinodermata, Crinoidea, Comatulida, Comatulidae. The coding region runs from base 55 to 3621 and encodes 1188 amino acids.